This is a messenger RNA of Anolis sagrei ordinatus, 737 nucleotides long. It is a transcript of the gene RBP7, whose product is annotated as retinol binding protein 7. Gene Ontology annotation, molecular function: fatty acid binding. Gene Ontology annotation, biological process: fatty acid transport. Gene Ontology annotation, cellular component: cytosol; nucleus. The record is from RefSeq and is a predicted model, not a curated record. Lineage: Eukaryota; Metazoa; Chordata; Lepidosauria; Squamata; Anolidae.
UGCCAAUCCGGCCCCAUUUGCACCCGGUUCCCCUCCCUUCCAGCCGUGGGCCCUCCCUGUUCCCCUUAUAAGCAGAGCCAGAAGAGAGAGGGAAACUCUGCAAAUUUGGAUUUCCUGGCUGUCUGGACCUCUUCUCACACUCGUCGCCAUGCCUGCAGAUUACAACGGCACCUGGAACCUCGUCAGCAGCGACAACUUUGAAGGUUACAUGCUGGCCUUAGGCAUCGACUUUGCCACGCGCAAGAUCGCCAAGAUGCUGAAGCCCCAGAAGGUCAUCAAGCAGGAGGGAGACGCCUUCACCAUCAGCACCACCAGCACCUUCCGAAACUAUUUUGUCGAGUUCCGGAUCGGGGAGGAGUUUGAGGAGGACAAUAAAGGUUUGGACAACCGGAAAUGCAAGAGUGUGGUGACCUGGGACAACGACAGACUCGUUUGUGUCCAGACUGGGGAGAAGAAAAACAGAGGCUGGACGCAUUGGAUUGAAGGCGAUGAACUCUACUUGGAACUGCGGUGUGAGAAUGAAGUCAGCCGGCAAGUCUUCAAAAGAGCCUGAUUGAGGACAACUCAGUCGAGAAACCUGUGGACGGAAACACUCACUUCGUCAGAGGAAAAAAGCCUUUUCUCCUUGUUUCCUUUCUGUAAAAAAAACAUAUGAAUCCCAGCUAUUUCCUGGGACUAAAGCGGUGACUGUUACUAUACUUGGUGUAUCCCUACAUUAAAGGCAAUGAUGGACAAUG